Molecule: messenger RNA, 1086 nt
Organism: Saccostrea cuccullata (small rock oyster)
Lineage: Eukaryota; Metazoa; Mollusca; Bivalvia; Ostreida; Ostreidae
Exons: 1
Coding region: 1-1086 (361 amino acids)
Source: RefSeq, a predicted model, not a curated record
AUGAAAAAGAUUACUUCUGAAGUAGAAGAUACAAUGCUUGGUUUGAAGAAAAUACUUGACUCCAAUGAUGUCUUAGCCUCUGCGUAUAUCUCAAGAAAUGCUGAAUUCAUCAAUUUACCUCCUAAAGUCAAAUUUUCUUUGCCAAUUUUCUCCCCUCAUCACGGAAACAAGGAACAGCUAAAUCAAAUGUUUGGUUCUCUGUCAGCAUUGUCCAUUACAACAGAUGAACAUGGCUACAUAAUGAAGACACCAGAAGCUGCAUCUUGUCCUCCAAUCCAACCGCUGAUUGAUGAACCAGAGCUCAUCAUCACCAUUGACGCUGGGUAUGAUCCACUUUACAGUGUUACCCGCCUCAGUGAUGAAGAAAUCUGGACAUGUGGAGAAGACAAAAUCAUGAAACUCUACAACCUCCAGGGCCAACUACUGAAGACAAUCCAAACCAAAUCAGGGAACAUACCAUGUGACAUAGCAGUGAAAAGGAGUGGAGAUCUAGUUUAUACUGACCAUGAUACAAGAACUGUAAACAUAGUGAAGAAUAAACAGAUACAGGAAGUGAUCAGACUACAGGAGUGGAAACCUUACUACAUUUGUAGUUCUUCCUUUGGUGACCUCUUAGUCACCAUGCUCAGUGACGAUGACACACAAUCAAAAGUUGUCCGUUUCUCUGGAUCUACAGAGAAACAAACCAUUCAGUUUGAUAGUGAAAGUGUCCCCUUGUAUUCCCCUGAUUGCUUUAAAUACAUCACUGAAAACAGGAACCUGGAUAUCUAUGUAGCUGACUGUAAAGCUAGUGCAGUAAUAGUGGUCAAUCAGGAAGGUGUACUGAGAUUUAAAUACACGGGUCAUCCCUCUAUUUCCAAGGAAUCCUUUGAUCCACUUGGCAUCACAACAGACAGUCGGAGUCAGAUCCUGACUGCAGAACAUUAUAAUGGCUGUCUCCACAUCCUAAACCAGGACGGCCAGUUUCUACGUUUUAUUCGUAGCUGUGAUGUAGGUGAUUCAUGUGGUCUGUGCAUUGACACCACAGAUAACCUCUUUGUCACUGAAAGUGACAGUGUUAAAGUAAAGAAAAUCAAAUAUAUGUAA